UACCAUCACUAUUGAAGGCGCAAAAUUUUUGUUUUGGUAAAACUAUAAGUUUUGUAGAUUUUUGUCAAAUUUAUAUAUGUAUAAGUUUAAGUUUAUAUGAAAAAUUGCAUUAAUUAUGUCCAACAGUACUUCUGCCAGAAAUUUUGUUCCAAUAACAAGCAAAUAUGAUAGAGUUGUCCUUCUUGUGGAUAUGGAUUGUUUCUAUUGCCAAGUUGAAGAAAAAUUGGACCCUUCCUUAAAGAAUCAACCAUUGGCUGUGGUGCAAUAUAAUGCGUGGAGAGGAGGCGGAAUAAUUGCAGUAAAUUAUGCCGCCCGCGCGAAAGGUGUUACACGGCAUAUGCGAGGAGAUGAAGCUAAAGAACAAUGUCCUGAAAUCCAAUUAGUUAAAGUACCUAAUGUCCGUGAAAAAGCCGAUUUAACAAAAUAUCGGGAAGCUGGCAAGGAAGUAGCAAAUGUAUUGCAGCGUUUUACUCCACUUUUAGAAAGAGCAUCUGUUGAUGAAGCCUAUCUUGAUAUUACAGAUUCUGUCAACAAACGGCUCCAAGCAAUGAAUGAUGGCACAUUCGUAUUGCAACCUCAGGAGUUGGUAAAUACUUAUGCUGUUGGUUUCUCAACAAUCGAAGAGUUUGUUACAACAAUUACGUCCAGUUUUAUUACAAAUCCUUUAGCAGAUGACGAUAACUUCUAUCGUAAUUUCCAUGAAAAUGAUAUUCCAGCUGUACGACAGAGUAAUAUUCGUUUACUGUUAGGAGCUUCCAUUGCAAGCGAAAUUCGAAGUGCUGUAAAAGCGGAAACUUCAUAUGAGUGUUCAGCAGGCAUUGCACAUAAUAAGAUAUUGGCAAAACUAGCUUGUGGUAUUAAUAAACCCAAUAAGCAAACUAUUUUACCUUUAGCGCAAAUCUCUGGUUUGUUUGAAACACUACCAGUUGGAAAAAUAAAAGGUCUUGGCGCUAAAUUUGGAGAGGAAGUGUGUGAACGUUUAAGUGUUCGUUACUUAGGUCAGUUGUUAAAAUUUACUGAGGCUGAAUUGCAAAAAAAAUUUGAUGAGAAAAAUGGCACAUGGCUCUAUAAUAUAUGUCGUGGCAUUGAUCCUGAAGCUGUAACUCCACGUUUUUAUUCAAAAAGCAUUGGAUGCUGUAAGAAGUUUCCUGGCCGUAAUAAUAUUACCGGCAUAAAAACUCUACAACAUUGGCUAAACGAAUUGGCAAAUGAAAUAAAUGAAAGAUUGGAAAAGGAUAUAUGUGAAAAUAAUCGACGGGCAAAACAAAUGGUUGUUAAUUUUAUACAAGAAUUUGAUGGUGAAGAAGUAUCAAGUUCUCGAUCAGCUCCUCUACAAUGUUAUGAUACAGAAGUAUUGGCAAAAGCAAGUUUGGAAAUUAUAAAAGCUAAUACAAAACAAUUUUUUCGCUCUGGCAGCGAAAGUGUUCUUAAUAAUCCAAUUAAGUUUUUAGGAAUAAGUGUCGGUAAGUUUGAAACUAUUUCAAAUUCACAAAAUAACAUACAGCAAAUGUUCGCACAACAAGCGGCGAAAAAGCAAAAAGUCAAAAUUGAUAACAAGGAUGAAACCAAUACUUCGUCAGAAACUUCUAAUUCUACUGCUAAAACCGAAAAUGAAUUUAUAAAUAGUAAUGCAAUCAAGGAAGUAUCAAAAGAGUCAAAAAAUCAAAGUGUGAAAAGUUUUUUCUUAAAUGCUUUAAAGAAUGAACCACAAAAAGAACAUAAAACUGUAAUAAUAGAUCAUAGUAAUAUGAAUGGAAUUACUAAACCAACCUCAUCUAGUCAAGUUGGUAUAGUAACUAAGCCCCAAGAUAAGUUUUCAAUAUCACGAAAUGAUAGUAUCAAGCCAGUGCCACAGAAUAGUUUCUUUUCAAAAGUAUUAAAAAAUAAUAAAGAAUCAACAAAAAGCAUAGCAUCAAGUAGCUCCACAACUAAAGAAUUAGAUAUCACUAGUACUUCAAAUGUUAAUAUAAGUUCUAAUGAAUUAAACGAUUUAAUUGAUGAUAUUAACGCUAUUCAAAGUGAAGAAAAUAUACAAAAUGAAAAUAAUACUUUGUGUAAUAAUUUAAUCAAUACAGAGUUACAAGUAAAUUCUAAAGUUUCCAAUCGUCAUGAAAAUAAUCUUUCAAAACCGAAAAGUUUCUUUGCAAGAGUAUUAAAGAAGAAUGAUGAUGUAUCGAAAAGCUUGGAUUCAAGUAGCUCCACAACGGAAAAUAUACCUAGUAAUUCAAACUCAAAUGACACUUCUAAUAAAGUAAAUGAUAUAAUUAAUAAUAUAAAUACAAUUGAAAGUGAAGAAACAGAUUAUAAUUCAAUGAAACAAUAUGAAAAUAAUCCAUCGUAUAAUAACUCAAUUAAUGAAGAGGUUGCCAUUUAUGAUUCAAAUACUCCCAUGUCAAAAACUGCGCCUAUAAAUAUGAAACGAAAAUAUGAUGCAAUUACAGAUAACGAGGAAAAUAAACCAACAGAUUAUAGGUCUCAAUAUGCAGAGUUUGCCAUACCGGAGUUUAGACCAGAAUUUUUGGAAUUUACAAAUUGUUCUAAAUGUGGCGCUAAAAUUCUUAAUGAUUCAACGUCAAUACAGACUCAUCAAGACCAUCAUUUUGCCCAAGAGUUGAGUCAACAGCAACGCCAUGAAUUUAGAGAUGAAAUUCGUACAAAAAUUAAUUCAUCAAAAUCUCCACCUAAUAAUGUAAACAAUAAAAAAUCUAAAAAAGUUCAACAUCUGAACAACUCAAUCAAAAAACCAAAAAAUGCUGAUAUAACAAAAUUUUUGAAACCUUCAACUAUGUCUUCUUCAUCAAUUUGUGAACAAAAUCAAAGUUCUGAGAAUAGUAAUAUUAAAAACAUGGAAAUAUGUGACAUUUGCAAGUUGCCCAUUAGUAUUGAUGAAAUUUUAGAACACAAAGAUUUCCAUAUGGCCAAAGAUUUACAAAGAAAGCUCAAUCAAUUAGAAGUUAAUACUGUUGAGGUUGUCAAAAAACCCGUUUCUAAUUUGUCACGAAAAAGUUUGAAUUCUUCAAUGAUGGCACCAUCGCGAUCGGCCAAAGUUACUGCUAAACCUAUAACACAAUUUUUCACACAAUCCAAUAUGUAAGAUUAAAAUGUAUACGUAUUAAACAUAGUAUUUCCUGUGUACAAGUACAAAGUUUUAAACAAUAAACUGGAAAGCUUUUUUAUA
This is a messenger RNA of Lucilia cuprina (Australian sheep blowfly), 3178 nucleotides long. It is a transcript of the gene DNApol-eta, whose product is annotated as DNApol-eta. Lineage: Eukaryota; Metazoa; Arthropoda; Insecta; Diptera; Calliphoridae. Bases 116 to 3094 code for a protein of 992 amino acids. Gene Ontology annotation, molecular function: DNA-directed DNA polymerase activity; damaged DNA binding. The record is from RefSeq and is a predicted model, not a curated record. Gene Ontology annotation, cellular component: nucleus; site of double-strand break; replication fork. The transcript has 5 exons. Gene Ontology annotation, biological process: response to radiation; error-prone translesion synthesis.